This is a messenger RNA of Penicillium brevicompactum, 270 nucleotides long. RefSeq lists its product as uncharacterized. Lineage: Eukaryota; Fungi; Ascomycota; Eurotiomycetes; Eurotiales; Aspergillaceae. The record is from RefSeq and is a predicted model, not a curated record. The coding region runs from base 1 to 270 and encodes 89 amino acids. The transcript has a single exon.
AUGCCUCCUUCAAGCAAGUCUUCCAAAUCCCACUCCCCUGAUCUCUGUGAGGAGCUUGGUUACAAGCGAAGUGAUAUAAACUACCAUCUCAACUUGCACCGCAACACUCUUCGCGACGCACCAGCGGGCCCUGCUCGACUCCCAGAUCAUAUCCAGGCUGCCAUUCUUGAGAAUCUCUCCCAGCUGAUCAAACAACGGGGCUCUGAAUAUGGGAAGCGAGCUGCUGCGAAUCAACUUCUGUUGCAACCGUUUGGCUUAAUGAGCCCAUGA